This is a messenger RNA of Condylura cristata (star-nosed mole), 1412 nucleotides long. It is a transcript of the gene PHB2, whose product is annotated as prohibitin 2. Gene Ontology annotation, cellular component: mitochondrion; membrane. The coding region runs from base 212 to 1111 and encodes 299 amino acids. Lineage: Eukaryota; Metazoa; Chordata; Mammalia; Eulipotyphla; Talpidae. Gene Ontology annotation, biological process: mitochondrion organization. The transcript has 10 exons. The record is from RefSeq and is a predicted model, not a curated record.
UCCGGGUGCGUGCUUCCUGUGCGCGAGGCUCGGGGCCGCAGUGGGCGGGAGCGCGGAGGGUUCAGAUGGGAGUGCACUUCCGGUGCCCUUUCUCCCGCAAGCACCCGGGCCCGGACCCUCGUGCGACGGGUGUGAUCCCGAAGCUGGAGUGGGGCUGAGGUGGGCCGGCACCCCCUUCUGACCUCUGGUGCCGCCGGCCCCAGGAUCGGACAUGGCCCAGAACUUGAAGGACUUAGCGGGACGGCUGCCCUCCGGGCCCCGGGGCAUGGGCACGGCGCUGAAGCUGCUGCUGGGUGCCGGCGCCGUGGCCUACGGCGUCCGCGAGUCGGUAUUCACCGUGGAAGGCGGGCACAGAGCCAUUUUCUUUAAUCGGAUCGGUGGAGUGCAGCAGGACACCAUCCUGGCCGAGGGCCUUCACUUCAGGAUCCCCUGGUUCCAGUACCCUAUCAUCUAUGACAUUCGGGCCAGACCCCGAAAAAUUUCUUCCCCCACAGGCUCCAAAGACUUGCAGAUGGUGAACAUCUCCUUGCGUGUGCUCUCUCGACCUAAUGCCAUGGAGCUUCCCAGCAUGUACCAGCGCCUAGGACUCGACUACGAAGAGCGAGUGCUGCCGUCCAUUGUCAACGAGGUGCUCAAGAGUGUGGUGGCCAAGUUCAAUGCCUCCCAGUUGAUCACCCAGCGGGCCCAGGUGUCCCUCUUGAUCCGAAGGGAACUGACAGAGCGAGCCAAGGACUUCAGCCUCAUCCUGGAUGAUGUGGCCAUUACAGAGCUGAGCUUCAGCCGAGAGUACACAGCUGCUGUGGAAGCCAAGCAAGUGGCCCAGCAGGAGGCCCAGCGGGCCCAGUUUUUGGUAGAAAAAGCAAAGCAGGAGCAGCGGCAGAAGAUUGUGCAGGCCGAGGGUGAAGCCGAGGCUGCCAAGAUGCUGGGAGAGGCAUUGAGCAAGAACCCAGGUUACAUCAAGCUGCGCAAGAUCCGGGCAGCCCAGAACAUCUCCAAGACGAUCGCCACCUCACAGAACCGAAUCUAUCUCACCGCUGACAACCUUGUGCUCAACCUGCAGGAUGAAAGCUUCACCCGGGGAAGUGACAGCCUCAUCAAGGGUAAGAAAUGAGCCCGGGUGACCAAGAACUCUACCCUCAGAGAGCAAGUGGAUUUGUUUCUCCCCUGGUUUUCGAGGAACCAGCCCCCACUCCCCUGUAUCAUGUGAUGGUCCCCUCUGCACCUGACCUCCGGGCCCACGGAUGAAUGAGAAGACCUGACCCGUUUUCAGGGGAACGACUUUCCUCCUUGUGUGGCCAGGGUUGUUGGGACAGUGUGAUUUCUAAAUGAUUUCCUAUAGUGUUUGGUGCCUCCCAAAAUUGGGAGGCGAUAACCACCAUCCCAGGAAUUCUCAAUAAAUUUUUAUUACUUAA